AUGCAAUUAGUGCCACCAUGUGUAUUGCUGAGAAUUAGAAUAGUUCUUAAAGGAGCUAAGGACAAGUUGGCCAAGGCUAUCUCAACCAAGGCCGAAGCCAUCCAGGACUUCAAUAUGUCUAAAGACUUUUCUAACCUCACUCUCGAAUUCUUCAUAAGCGGCUUUGAAGAAUAUUUCAAGCAGGCCAGUGCUAAGUGUCCUGAUUUGGACUUCUCAAAAUUUUAA
Ilex paraguariensis (yerba mate) is the source of this 225-nucleotide messenger RNA. The record is from the annotation of a GenBank genome assembly. NCBI's taxonomy places the organism in Eukaryota, Viridiplantae, Streptophyta, Magnoliopsida, Aquifoliales, Aquifoliaceae.